Molecule: messenger RNA, 3126 nt
Organism: Trichomonas vaginalis G3
Lineage: Eukaryota; Parabasalia; Trichomonadida; Trichomonadidae
Product: ribonuclease inhibitor domain-containing protein
Exons: 1
Coding region: 1-3126 (1041 amino acids)
Source: RefSeq, a predicted model, not a curated record
AUGGAUGAUUUAUAUGCGUUUUUAAAUAAUUUGGCGAUAGAGAAUGGAAUCAAGUUUAUCUUUAUUGAAAAAAUAGAUAAAUUUGGGAAAAAGCAGAAGCUUAUUCCAUGCGUUCUUGCAUUGGCUGAAAGUUCAUUAUAUAUCGCCUCAAAAAAUGUGUUUAAUAAAUGUAAAAUAACACACAUGUAUUCCCUUCUCGAUCUUAAGCUUGUUGGAUAUAUCCAAAUUUCUAUUGCUAACUUAGAUUUCGGAGAUCAACAAUUAAAAUUUACAUCAAGUAAUACUAAGAACUUAGUUACUCAAAUAGUUUCUCAAGCUCAUAGACUUCUAACCGAAGAAGAGUUUUCAGCUAUAUCUCUUCCAAACGAAUUUCCAAAUUUACCAGAUUCAACACCUCAAUCAUUUCUAUGGCGUCUGCAGCUACAGCUCAGCCAAUUAAAGGAACCUCUUGACAUUUCAAGUAUUGGAAAUAUACAAACAGACGUUUUUUACCAAAAUGAUUCUUUUAAAUUCAACGACUUACCAAUGGAAGAAGAAAUCUUUCCUAUCUUCUUUAAUUCACUUUGUUUGAACUCAGGAUUCAAGCAUUUAGUAUUUAAUCCCAUUACAAAAUUCGAUAUUUUUGAAAUUUUAUCUAAAUAUUUUAAUUUUUCCAGCAAGAUCGAAAAACUUACAUUCAAGCAUGGGCCGACCCAAUUCUUCCCUAAUUUCAUCGAAAGAUUCACUCAAAUACAAAAUUCGAACUUAUGUUCCUUAUCUUUCGUAAAAGCAGAGAUAUCGGACGUAGAAUUGAUCGUAUUAUUUUCAGUUGUUAUGAAAAACAAAAUUACAAGUUUGACAUUUGCGAAAUCAAUUUCAAAUAAACAGCUUCUCAACAUAACUUCUCAUGAAUGCUUCUUCAAUUUACGAUCAUUGACAUUACAAGGAAUACAAGACCUCGAUAUUGAGGCUUUUGCUCCAUUUUCUUUAGAUAUUCACUCAUUAAGUAUCAUUGAUUGCGGAGAAACAACAAUUGGAGGUGUUAUAAACGCAAUUACGAAGUAUCCAUCUCAUAAUAUACACUAUUUAUGCGUACAUUCCAAAUCUUGUGGCCAAAUAAUUUCGAAAUUACCACAAAAACUUUUACACGUCGUUGCAGACGAUAUAGAAUGGGGAAGCAACGAAUUUGCAAGGUUUAUGACACUUUGCGCGUCACAUCCCAACAGAAUUACCGUUUCAGUUGCAAAUACCAAAAUUAUUAACAACGAAAUUGAGAAAAGCAUCACUAGUUUCACUCAAGAAGCAACCGCAUCCAAUAUUUCAGCACUUGUAUGGGAUGGAAACAUGACAAAUUCCAAUUUAAUUGUAUUUCUUAAAAAAUGUCAAUUAAAAUACGUCAGUAUGUGCGGAUGUCCCAGUAAAAUACCCAUAGGAGACCUUUGCAUGCUGUUAGACAACAAUAAUUCCAUAGAAACUCUCAAAGUUGAAGGUACAAAAGAAAAUUCUUUGGAUGAUAUCACUCCUAUAUGCGAUAUGUUGCCAUUAUUACCAUCCCUUAAGGAGUUUGAUAUCGCGUACCAGAAGAUUUCGAACGCAGAAAUUAAAUAUAUGGGAGAAAAACUGUCACAAUGUAAAAUGAUCGAAAAAAUUGCUUUCCAAGGGACAAACGCUACAUCAUUAUCACCUUUUAAUGAAUGCGCAGCAACUCUUGUACAGAAUGGUCGUCAUGUUUCGAUUGUUUGGCCUUAUGAAGAUAUAAUGAGACUCACGAAUGAAGGAAAGAUGACUCCUGAAGAGGAAACUGAGUUAUUAACAAGAUACCAGUAUACUGCUCGUACCGAUGAUAGCAAUAAUCCCUUUGAUAAGCCAUUUUCUGUUUUUUGUGGCCGAUUUUCCAUUGAAUUUCCCCGAGUUUUGACUCAAAAGAAAUUAGAGGGAGAUAACCAUACAGAAGCAUACGAAGUAAUUGAAGAAACAGUAACUGAGACACAGAGCCACUACGGAAGUGUCCAUCCGAUUCAAAUUGCUUCAAGAAGAGCUAAAAAAGAAAAUCAAUCAAAUCUUCGAAGCAAAAGUAAACAAAAGAACCAAAUGGAAGUCAAGAAUUGGAAUUUCAAUGAUGAUAGUGGCGAAGAUGAAGAGAAUCCUGUUAAAAGUUCAAAUCUUCAUUCGAUGAAACAGUGGAACUUCGAUGAUCCAACGGAAGAGAACGAAGAAGAGGAAGAGGAAGAAGAACAGAAGCCAACGAUUAAGUCUAGAAAGGUCACCGAGUCUCCAAAAGAACAAGAAACUGUGAAUUCAAGAAGAUCUGUAAGAAAGAAUAAGAAACUCGGAGAAAUGGAUUGGGAAUUUAAUUCAAUUGCUAAUGCAGCUGCAAAGAAACAAGAAAUCCAACCUUUGCCGGUGAAAUCUGAAAAAUCAAAAUCUAAAAAUUUAGAAAAUGAUGAAGAAAAAGUGUCAAAGAGGGCAAAAAAGCAAAUUCCUGCAGAACCAGAAGAAAAACCAAAGAAGAAAAAGAAAGUUGUCGAAGAAAAUCUUGAAAUUCAAGAAGAAAAAACUAAAAAGAAAGGAAAGAAGGUUAAAACAGAAGAAAUCGAAGAAGUUAAGCCUACAAAGAAAGGAAGGAAAUCUGUUCAGGAAGAUUUAGAAGAAGAAAAGCCGAAAAAGAAGAAAUCAAAGCAAAUCGAAAACGAAAUUGAAGAAAAACCGAAGAGAAAAGGUCGCAAAGCUCAAAACAACGAACCAGAUGAUGAAAAACCAAAAGAAAAACGAAGUAAAGCUUCAAAAGAAAAUCAAGUUGAAGAAAAGCCCAAAAAGAAGGGAAAGAAACAUGAUACUAAUGACUCAGAUAAAGAAAUUAAUACAAAGAGGAAAGGAAAGAAAGUUGUCGAAGAAAUUCCAGAAAAAACAAAGAAAUUAAGAAAAACAAAGAGCCAAGAAGAAACUUCAUCGACAGAUAUCGAGCACCAGAAAGAACAGUCAUUUGUUAUUGAUGCUGGUAACAGAAUUGAAGGAACUCCAGUUAAUUUUGAAUUUAAUCCACAUCCAAAGGUAGAACAAACACCGGCAAUCAAUAAUUCGGCAUUUAUCAGGAAGAACAAUGUUGAUUACUCACUCAAUUCACUUAUAAGAAGUAUGACUUUGUAA